GUGUCGAAUGCAUUGUUGAUUUACCAAAACCAAAGAACCACUGGGAACCUGUUUUUGGCACCUGUGUCUUCCUCUUCUCCUUCCUCAUCCCCGUGGCCAUCAUCAGCAUCUGCUACAGUCUGAUGGUCAAGCGUCUGCGAAACGUUCGCAUUCUUUCUGGUUCCAAGGAAAAGGAUCGCAACCUGCGGCGCAUCACCAGGAUGGUCCUGGUUGUCGUUGCAGCAUUCGUUGUUUGCUGGACCCCCAUCCAGAUCAUGGUCUUGGCUCAGUCCUUGGGCUUCAACCUGAGCAGCUUGUACACGCUGGUGAUGACGCAUUUCUUCAUCGCUCUGGGGUAUGUCAACAGCAGCCUGAAUCCAGUACUCUACGCCUUCCUGGAUGAAAACUUUAAGCGCUGCUUCCGUGAGUUCUGCCAGCCCUCUCCAUUCCGCCUCGACACUCAGCAGUCGGGUAGAAUGAGGAGCAUCGCCAGGGAGGUGGCCGCCGCCUACAGCUACAAGGCUGGAGAUGGUGGCGGACUUGGGGGUGGGACGCCUAAUCCAGCAUGACUAGGCGUGGAGCUGCCUCUGGUGGGGGUAGACCCCCCCCAGAGGGAAGAGACCCAUGGGACAGGAAAUUCCAACACAGAAUUAACUCAGAUUACAGCUCUCUAGCGGCACGAGCCCUCCCGCCCCCCAACUAGGAGACUGGCCUGGGGCGGGGGGGAUGGAGAUGAGAGUGAUGGGGUUGAAAGGAAAAGAAUUUGAGAGUAGAGCGAAUGCUGUGUUUUACAGUGAGAGGCGCCUGAUUUGGUCACAGUUCAACCCCAAGUCUGGACUGCCACUGCCACGCCUUUAACAAACGGAAACAAGAAGUUUGAUUUCCAAACCAAAAGUUGAUGAACUGAAGUAAAACCCUAAGAAAACCUCUUCAGGGUUUACGGUUGUCUCUGAAGUGUUGUGCCAUGUGACUUUGGUUGUAGAUCCAAAGUAAGAGCCUCAGGAGCUGAAUGAGGUUCUGCCAAACGAGCCUGCUGUACAGUUGCUGCACCUCCAGCCUGGGACUGAACUUACCGUCGGUAAGGUGUAGCAGCUAAAUAUACUGAAGCUGUAGAACACCUCUGCCACCCAUUAUGGUCUACAACAUGCUGCUCAUCUCUUCUUGUAACAUGAAAGUCCUACACAACAUUUCUGACAGAGGAGGCGGGGUUACAGGUCAGCUAAAGCCCGGUCCACACGGCAGGAUGUUAAAAUUGUCGGCCCGUUUCUAAAACACGAGACCACAUGUGGUGAUGAAAUAAUCGCAUGUGCCAGUUUUGUCCUGCAGUGUGUGGUGUGUGCAUCCACGGCGAAAACGACUGCAUGGGUUUCAGCCAUGGGCGUUUCCCAGCCAGACAGGAUAUCCCAGGAAGAAAUCCGAAUAUUGGAGCAGCACGAGGAGGCGUGGGCUGCGUGCUUCCGUCACCUCGCUUUCUGAUUGGCUACGUGUCACGUUAAACUGGCAGCUCGCUUGUGUGUCUCCAAAAAUCAGACGAAGUCAUUCCAAGAUGGCUGACACCCUAGCUUUAUGAUCGGAGCAGUCGGUCCCGGUGUGUUUCCGAGCUGACCAGAGAACUCUUCACAGGGCAGGAUUAUCGGAUAGGAUUAGAGUAAUUCUGCUGCAUGAACCGGGCUGAACUGAUUCUGGUUAGAUAAAUGGUCUACAAAGAUUCCGGUCUGGUCCUGGUAACUCGGGUCAAACACCACCGUCUACUCUCCAAAGGCUGUCUUUAACAACAGUCGGUGCUUCUGAAUGCUGCUUAUUGAUGCCUGAUUGCUGCCGUGAUCGGGAGUUGCAGCCAGCAGGCGAUGUUAAAGGAGCAGCCAGUGUUUGGAAACAACGGCGUUGGUGGCGCCGCCAUGGGCUGCUCUGACCUGCUGCUGAUGAAAACCACAGGAAGAUCAUCUUCCUGCUAAUCCGACUUCUUCAUGCUGAAGCAAAUAUUUGGUCUCAAACUCAGCAGAGUAAAAGUGAACAAAUGGAAAACCAAACAACAUUUUCAUUGGUAGCUUUCCUCCAGACCAGCAGAGUCUGUCGUCUCACACAGAUAUUAGACCAGAGAUUAGGUCACCCACAGAACGCCCAGUGGGACGCGACCAGGUCCAUUAGGAUCAGGAGCCACGUCCGAUACUAGGGACUGAAUCAUCCAUAGCAUACUGUGUUAGAGAGGGAUUAAAAUCAAAGUGAACAGUUUUGAGAUUAUCCUUAAUCUGUGUGGAUGACAGCAAGUCGGUGGAUUUGAGAACACCAAAGGCCGUGAAAGCGUGUCCUCGGACCGCUCAGAGAGGCUUUGUGACAAAGAAGAACGUCUUCAUGUCCACCUGUGGAGCUGCUGUAGAUACGAGGUCAGCAGAAGCUGAACAGAGACCGAGUCUGCUGUUUAGAUGUAGUAUAAGUACAAGUACAAGUACAAGUACAAGUACAAGUACAAGUACAAUUUAUUCCCUCCAUACUGAGCCAACCUUCCGACUUUUACUUUUUCAUUUUAUUCUCAUUCCUUUUUUUUCUUGGCCAAAUUUUUAAUUCUCCCCAUUUUUUUAUUACGAUCUUCAUAAAAAUAAUUUUAUUUUUUAUUUCCUUGUGAUUUUUAUUUUGAGAGGUGCUAUAAAAACUAGCCUUGUGGUUUAUUGUAAAACACGUGAAGUUCUCUGCAGUUAGUGUUAAUGCUCUUAAAAGGUUUUCAUAAUCAUCAUAGAUAAUAUUAUCUUACUAGGCGCUGAUCACCUCCUGAACAGCCUCCGUUAGAAGAAAUAGAGUUUGGGUCUGAUGAGUUAACUUGGCCCAGGCCAAGGCUGCCAUCUUGAAACUCCUAUUGCUUAAAUCUAAUUGGUUUGAAUGAUUUUAUAACUGUGUACAACAUCAUUGUCACAUUGUGCAGUUAUGUAAUCACACCUGACGCCUACAGGCACCAGAGGCUCGUGUGGAUCUAUGCUUUAACUUUGUGAGCUUCAGCGGUUUUGAACAGCUUUGGGACAACGGCUAUAAAGCAUGGUCUGGACUGAGCUGAGGCCAGCGGUUAGCUGGAUCAUCAUGUUCAGCGCGGUGGGAUGUCUUGAUUGCUGGUGGGAAGGCGUUCUAUAAAUAAAAUGAAUGAAUGUCAGCUCAUCAGUCCUACAGGAAGUUAAGUAUUUCUCAGAGCAGAGGCUGUCCAGGAAGCUGUCGACAGAGAAGCUUAGACUUUUACGCAGAAGCAAACCUCAGAAUGGCCACAUUUUCCCUUUGAGCUGUUGACAAAUGAAUGAAUGAGUUGAUUGUUUAAAAGAUGGCGACACCUUGGUUCAGAGCAAAGAUCUGAAUGAAAAAUCAUGGAGGAUUUAAAAGGAAUUACUCUUCUACCCUAACCCCAAAAUUCCACUAUCUCCGCUCCGCUCCGGCACGAACUCCGCAGCAAAAACGGUCCCGUUGUUGUCAAUCAGAGCUGUUCCACUACUGCGGCCGUGCGGCGCCGCCCGCCGUUCCGUUCCGGAGCACCUCCGCAGUAAAUGGACAGAAAUCACAACCGCCCAACAGGAAAAGGAGCGAGCACAACUUCCGUUUUUCACAAUAAAUCGAUAAACAAAAGGUGUUUUUUGUUUCAUAUGCACAGGUUUAACAACUUUUAACAACUAUCAAUGGCGGCUGAAGUUUAAAUGCACAAAAGUAAGCCAUAAAUACAGUUUCUACUAUCAAAGUAGUCACACUUUGUUGAUCCAAACACUGCUGAUCUCUCAACACAAAUGAUGGGCAGAUUAAACAGUUCAUGUCGAUGCUUCUCCCACACAACGGUGUUUGGAUCUAACUUCCGCGUUUAUUGCUCGGACUGUAUCGCAAGAUCUCGAAAAUCCUGCUCAUGCCUGUUUGCCCCCCUCAGGUCUCCGCACCGGAGCGGAGCCGUUGUAGAGCGGGUACCAGUAUAAUUUGAGUUCGAAAGCGAGCGGCUGCGGAGGGCGGGGGCGGAGCGGAGAUAGUAGAAGGGUAAAGUCCUUUGUGGUGUGGGGUUGUACAUUUCUGACCUACACAGUGGAACCUGUCAAAAUACCUGUUUACAUAGAAACCAUCUUUAUACUUGAUGAAAAAAUACACAUUGUUGUGAUUGUUGAACUUUUUUCGUAGAUGUCACAAAAGCCUUCACCCUGCUCCUGCCGACAGCAGCCUCUGCUGGUUUGUACGGUCUGGACUCUGGAAGCAGAAACGAGUGGGAGGAUGAAGCCGUGAAACAUCCUUUUUAAAACGGAGAGCUUCUCUUCAUGUCACUGGCACCAGCUAGGCAUUCAGAUCCAAGCAGAGCAACACAUCUGGUUGGUCUGUAGUUCUGGGUUUCCAGAUGUGUCACUUGGCACUGCCACAAAGUUCUGGAGAUACUCUGGACUGAUGCGUCUAGAUGUUGCUGCGGGAGCAGCUGUGAAACGCUGAACCAAGGUGACACUGACGAGUCACAAGGUUCUUGGGACAAAGGGGCUUUUUCUACCUCAUCUAAAUGCUGAAACCAGCCUCACAUCAGAUCACAUCCCAUAAUCAGGACAGUCGCAUGACUCUGAAUGGGUUCAGAAACUAACCGCUGACGUUUUGGGACACAUUUGGUGUUUUUAACCAGCAACCAUGAGGAAUGAGUCGUGUAAAGCCUGAUUUCCACUUCUGCGUGAGCUCCACAACACAGACUCACACGGCGUGUCGGAAGGGUUUCACAUGCGAACUUCUGUUCAGGCAGCAAAGCAAUUCCCCUCCAGGACAACAGGGGGCGUAGCGCUGCUCCGUGGUAUCCUGCCACCAUAACACUCGGGUGUCGGUCCCUGCUAGAUGUGUUUACGUGUUUCAGAGACUUCAUAACAACUUUGUCCUUCCUGCUCCUCCACCUUCAUGCGGUCGUCACCUCCAAACCCACGUUUCCCGUCAUGUCCCUCCACGUUUGCUCCGUAUGCUUUUUCGGCGACGCGUUCUUCAGUUUGUUUCGUGUCUGCCACUAAAUAUCUUUUUACUUUUUACUGUGGCAAUGGCGGUGCUGGUGACAAAGAUGCAGGAAGCAGCGUCCUGACCAAUCACAAGCUUGCGUUCUCCGUCACUUUCUACAGAUGUCUAAAAUUUUGGGCAUGUCUCCGUCACCCUCUGUGAGCCUGUCGGAGAGCCCUUACGCCGAGCCGACGCAGAAGUAUGAAUCAGGUUUUCUCGUCUUCCUCUGAGAAACACUUUAGUUCAAUCCUUAACUUAUUUCUGACGAUUCGAUUCUCGAAUCCCACUCUGUUCCUCUAAGGCCCUGUCCACACGUAGCCGGGGAUCUGCCAAAACGUAGAUAUUUUUCUACGUUUUGGCCUGUCAUCCACACGAAAACAGAGUUUUUUCACACGAAAACGGAUCUUUUUAAAAACUCCGGCCAAAGUGAAGAUCUGCGUUUUCUCCGUUUUGGGCGUCUGCGUGUGGACGGACAAAAGCGGAGUUUUAAGGUCCGCAACGUCACUUUCCGCGACAAAAAAUCGCUGACAUCACGUGUGCGACCUGUGUUUACACUAGCCGACAGCAUGGACGCCCUCAGAGCUGCGCUCGCUUUAUCAAUUGUCCAAGCGCUUUCUGCUUGUUUGUUUUUGCAAGAGGAAUUACUGCUCCUUGCGGAAGACCACAGAUGAAGGACGAGGUUAAGAACGGGGGAAGUACUGCCCCCUACAGGUCUGGCAUGUCCUUAACAACGUAUUUAUCCGGGUACGUGUGGACAGUUUAUUUUUAAACGAGGUGGUGUGGAUGCAAGUUUUUGGAGGGGCGGGUAUUCGUUUUUAAAAAGACCCGGCUACAUGUGGACUAGGCCUAAAUUGUGUUUCUAAAUGAGUUUUUUUGCCAGGUCUGAUUGGUUGCUGUAGCUGUAGCUCUGAGGUGGGGGUAGGGUGAGGAACAGCUGGCUUCAGUCUCCAUGACAGUUUCAGGCUUUAGGAAGUUCACGCCAUGAUGUAAGGCUGGUUUCUUCUUUAGUGUCUGCGUGUUUCUGUGUAAUUAUCUCUCCGUGUGAUCUGUCGCUACUUUGGCCUAAAAGCACCAGUUUGCGUCUCCGGUGCUUGAACAGAAUGGAUGCUGGGACGGACGUGGUUCGCUCACAGCUGAGUCACUAUUUGUUGUUUUUUCUUGUUUAUCCAAACCUUUUCUUUCUUCUUGCUGCUGCCGUUUGAUGCAGGUGUUGAUCGUUUUCCUUCCAUGAACUUACAUUGCCUUAAAUAUGAAGUGAAGUUCGUUACUGAAGCUCUGAAUGUUUUAUAACUUGAACUCCUGAAGGCUCUGAGAACAGCCAGACAGGCCAAAGCGGCACUAAAGCUGAAGGAACAUCUUAAAUAAACCAAAAACCCGUCACAUACCAUAAUAAAAGAUUAGUUUCUUUUCCAUCAUGUAGUCCAGGUGUCUGCAGAUACUUUACAACAUCCAUACAACGCAGUGAGCUAAAGUAAAGAAUACUGAAACUGCUAACAACUGGAUGCUAUUUUAACGUCCGUUUCUUCUGACAUAAACUCCAAUAAACUCGGUGUUUCUUCCCGUCGUAAUGUUUGGACCUGAAAACUAGAAUCACUUGAAUAGGAGGACAUUGUUCCUGUAGCAGUGAGCUCUGAGACCUACAGAGGACGUGGAUUUUGUUUAUCAAGCAUCGUUUCACACGUUAAAGUCACAAAGUACUUCAAACAUCAACAUCAGAAUGAAAUAAGUCAAAGCUAGGUCUAAAAGGUUAGGGUAGCUGAUGAAGGUUAGGGUUAGGGUCCUACACCGGCUAAACCGAACUGGUGCCACUGCAUCAGGUCUGCAGACUUGUGCCGUCCUUCGCAGCAGCUGCGUGUUCCUGCUGAUCACAUCUGUCUGUUCUCAGAGAGUUGGAGGAGAACGGGUCGGCUCUAACUCUAGACUUCCUGCCGGAAACCCGUCUGGGCCCAGCGUCUCUGUAUGAAGACGGGUUGCAUCCCAGCUGUUGAACCUGAAGCAGCAGCGUUUCCUGUUGGUGAUUCUUCUCGUGAUGGGUUUGAAGUCCCUCUGCUGAGGGCGUCUGCUGCCUGUCGCCUCUGUACAGAACAUUUAAACAGAAUAUUUUAAGUGAAAGUAAGAAACCACUUCACGUGUCAGACUAUCGCUCUCGUCGUUGUUGGUGUAAAAGUAAAAACUGCUUCCCUAUCCUUAGAUAUCGUUGCUGCAUCCCCGGAGGACUGUGGAUUUCAUUUGUUUACAUCUUACAGACCACAUGAAUGUCGAACAAAAGAACUGUUCAAUGUUGUUUUAAAGAAAAACUAUAUUAUUGUUGUUAGUAUUCUUACCAAAAAAGGAAAACAAGCAGUGUUUCUGUUAGUUGUGUUCUUUCUACGGUGUGGGAAACUGUUGGUAUUUAUUAGCGUGUUAUUGUGGACUGCAUCUAGCUCACAGUCUGAGUCAUGAAUUUAUACAAUUCUUCUAUUUGAUUAAUAGUAAAUAAAUAAUGUAUGUGCUGUUUUAAACUAAUAAAAAAAACUUUGAUGGGAGUCCUGCAGCGCCCGGCUGCAGCCACAGCUAAACUGGGAUGGUCUGGUGAAACCGCCACAUCUCUCAGUGCACCGACUACUCCGUUCUUUAGUUAAAACCCGAAACACACGAGGACUAAAACCAGUUGCUUUAUUUAUGCUGUCAGAAAGAGGUGUGCAGUUAAAACGUGUGUAUUUUAGUGAAUAGCUGCAGUGUGCUAGCUGUGUUAAACAUCCUGGGAGGCUGCGUCCUCAAAAGGAAUUCGGCUUCAGCCAUAACCUGCUUUUAUUCUGAAAGUUUUACAUUUGGUUCGUAUUUUAAGGAUCUGUUUUACUUUUGUUCUCGUGUUUAUGAGGCCGUACUAAUCUGAGAAACUCGGGUGGUUAGUCACGUAAAGAACAGUUUCUCUGUAAAACAGAUUAAAUGGUUUCAACUCACAACGGACAUCACUAGCAGAAAGGCGACCAACAGAACAGUCUGAGCUGUUGUCAGUGGCUCAUUUUGGUCACCAUGGUAACCACACACCCAUCUCUCCCACCACUGAGGAAGAGAUGUGGUCAGAAGCGCACUGAGCUUCAGCCUUCAGACUUAGUGUUUUAUGGAGGAGGCGUGGCUAGCUAGAGCCUUUCUUUCCAGCGGAGAUGAACGAAUAAUUAGCUUUGAUGAAAUUACAGCAGGUGGGAGCGGCUGAAACCAUCGGUCCUCUAGCAGAGAGAGAUGCUGUGGAUGAAACAGAGUAAAUAAAUAGUUCAUUUGCAAAAGUAGAUCAAAGUCGGACUGAUGUCCUCUAAAGUAAAUAACAAAAAAAUGACAAAAACUGAGUUAUUUGUGUUUGCAAAUGAACGUUUCAACCACACCUACCCCUUGUGGCCAAACUGUGGAGGAACAGGAAGGUUUGAGUGUGUGAGGAGGGAUGGACCGGACCGUAAGUGUUCGCCAACAUGGUUUACUUUGAGUUUAGCUGCAUCACAUGACUCAGGCUCUGCAGCUUCAUCGGAGAACUUGCUCCUGCUCUGAAUAAACCAGGAUGGACAUCUGUAUUAGCCAGCUUGUAACCUUUGCAUAAAGAGAUUUUCUUGAAGCUUGAAAUGAAAACUGUAUAUUUUUCUCUGCUUAUGAAAUUAAUAAAGAAAGAAACAUCA
Messenger RNA from Nothobranchius furzeri (turquoise killifish), 8591 nucleotides. Lineage: Eukaryota; Metazoa; Chordata; Actinopteri; Cyprinodontiformes; Nothobranchiidae. The record is from RefSeq and is a predicted model, not a curated record.